This is a messenger RNA of Colletotrichum acutatum, 1197 nucleotides long. Its product is annotated as S-adenosyl-L-methionine-dependent methyltransferase. The record is from RefSeq and is a predicted model, not a curated record. Lineage: Eukaryota; Fungi; Ascomycota; Sordariomycetes; Glomerellales; Glomerellaceae. The transcript is spliced from 5 exons. Gene Ontology annotation, molecular function: methyltransferase activity. The coding region runs from base 22 to 858 and encodes 278 amino acids.
CUAACCCAUGUAGCAUAUAUAAUGCCGAAUGAUGAGGUAGAAAUGGAAAGACUUGACAUGACACAUGCCAUGAUGGUCAAGGCAAUCAAGAAUAGGCUAUUCCUUGCUCCACUCGAGAAAGAGAAGGUUCAGCAAAUUCUUGAUGUUGGCACUGGUACUGGUAUCUGGGCUGUUGAAAUCGGCGAUAUCUUUGAGAAUGCUGAGGUUAUUGGAGUCGAUCUCAGCGCUAUCCAGCCAUCUUGGGUUCCCGUCAAUGUCAGAUUCGAAAUCGAUGAUGUCGAAAGCCCAUGGGUUCAUCAAACAAAAUACGACUUUAUAUUUUGCCGCUUCAUGGCUGCUUCCAUAGCGGACUGGCCUAAAUUGGUCAAAAACAUCUACGAUCACCUGAACCCGGGAGGCUGGGCCGAGUUCCACGAGAUGGACCCUGAAAUUUACUCAGACGAUGGCACUUACACUGAAAAGCAUGCCACUUGGCCCUGGAAUCAGACUUUCUUGAAGACGAUGAGGAGCAUUGGGCGGGAACCCUCGCCUGGUCCGAGACUGGAAGGUUGGGUGACGGACACUGGCUUUGAAAAUAUUUUCCACCAGCGUUUCAAAGCCCCCCUCGGCCCCUGGCCCAAGGAGCCACAUUACAAGGACUUGGGUAUGCUUAACUUGGCUCAAAUGCUCGAAGGUCUUGAAGGGUUUACUUUGAGAGUCUUUUGUGGCGUCCUCGGCCGAACCAAGGAAGAGGUGCUAGUUGAGACCGCGCAAGUGCGCAAGGAGAUGAAGGAAGGCGCAUACCACGGCAUCUAUGACCUACAUGUGGUUUAUGGACAGAAGCCUUUAACAGAGGCGCACUCUUCCGCGGCGCCAUAAGUCGACCAUCAUGACAAAGAAGACUGGGAGUAUGCCGCGCCAACAGCCAACCGAAGCCAAAAGUCUGAAGAUCGGAGUUGAGGCUCAUGAGAGUGGAAUAGAGGUAUAGCUUGUGUUUACUUCGUAAGUGGUAAACAUUGCGAUUUUGGCAUAUAUCUUCCUACAUACGAGUGACCUUAUAGAUUCCUAGGAAAGGUAGAAGAGUGCACUGAGCUUAAGUAGCCAAGUAGCUAUCUCCAACAUGACUUUAUGCACAAAUCUCCCAAUGCCAUCGUGCUCAUCCAUUUGUGCCAGCAAAGUUUGCAACUGGUACAGAGUUUGCAACACAGUCAGGGCCAG